Molecule: messenger RNA, 976 nt
Organism: Panicum hallii
Lineage: Eukaryota; Viridiplantae; Streptophyta; Magnoliopsida; Poales; Poaceae
Exons: 5
Coding region: 86-745 (219 amino acids)
Source: RefSeq, a predicted model, not a curated record
CGGGACGCGAUGCUGCGUUUACGCCAAACCGUGGGCUGCGCGAGUGGCCACGGUUGCCGCAGCCAGCCGCGUCUGCCCGUCGUCCAUGCCGCCUGCCGCCUCGACGCCGGCGACGGCCACGGCCGUGUACGUGGCGGCGGUGCCGCUGCGGGCGCCCAAGGGCCCCGGCCAGCUGCUGAUGUCGGCGGGCUACUCGCUGGGCCUGUGGGACCUGCAGCACUUCAUGGUGGUCCUCCGGCCCGACCCGGCCCGGACGCAGGCGCUGGUCUUCGAUUUCCAGCCACGGGACCCAGAGGGCGUCGGCGCCGCGCUGGCGGUGCUGUCGCGGAGCGAGAUACCCGGCGUGGUUCGGAGAAGAACGCUGCGGAGGGUCCCGGACCGGCGGUGCUGGCUCGUCGGGCACUGCUGCGACGAGGACGCCGUGGGCGCCGCCGACAGGUUCAGCGAGCGGUGGCCGACCGGCCUGGUCGUCGGGGAGCACGACUGCCGGGACUACACCAACGGGCUGGUCGAGGCCCUGACAGGUGAAAAACGUGUCCUGGAGACGCUCAGAUCGGGCGGCAGCACCAGCAUCAGCGAGGCGGCGCCGCCGUGGUUACAUGGUGAAGUAUCUACCGUCAUUCUGCGGCUUCGAACUGGAGAGUCGAAGCUGCACGUGGCAAUGGCCUAUCAGAUAAACGAGGACACUUUACUAAAGAUCCGAGGCAAAGAUGAAGUAGCAAUGCUGAUCCAUGAAAUCAUGUGAAGUUCACUGAACUAGAAGGAGGUGUCAGUUUGAGCUGUUGUCAGUAUCUUUUUCGCUAUAAACUAUAUGAAGAAUGAUACAGUACAAACUGUACAUCGCAAGUAUACCACCUGAACUGAACAAUGGUCGCCCUGUCCAUUGCUUGAGAAAAACAGAAGUCCAAUUUUCCUGAACUUGAGAGGCAAAACAGGGCCAUCCUCCUCCAUUACAAGCGACAAAAUGUAUGCACCA